Messenger RNA from Salvia miltiorrhiza (redroot sage), 1033 nucleotides. RefSeq names its product interactor of constitutive active ROPs 3-like. The record is from RefSeq and is a predicted model, not a curated record. The transcript has 2 exons. Lineage: Eukaryota; Viridiplantae; Streptophyta; Magnoliopsida; Lamiales; Lamiaceae. Bases 1 to 894 code for a protein of 297 amino acids.
AUGAGUUUGUUGAAAGUUAGAAAGUUGUUGAGAGCCACGGAAGCGUAUAACGCCAUUGCUGCUGAGCUGGAGCAGUCGAGAGCCCGUGUUAAUUUUCUCGAAGAUCUGGUGAGCAAGCUCAAGGACUCCCAACGCGAAGACGUAGGUGAAACAGAAGUUAGUUCUUUGAAACUUGAAGUCGAGCAACUGAGAUCGGCUUUAGAAGCCGGUGAGAUAAGAUACAACGAGGAACGAAGCCACAGUGCAGAGCAGAUACGGGAUGCCAUGGAGACGGUGGAGAAGUUCAAAUCUGCAUCGAGCCAGAGAGAGGCCGAGCUGGAGGUGGAGAUACGGAGAUCCAAAUACGAGAUCGAGGAGCUGAAGGCGAACCUAAUGGACAAGGAAACCGAACUGCAGGGUAUAUGCGAGGAGAACGAGGGCCUCACCACGAAGCUCGAGAGCUCCGUGUCGGGGCAGAGAGAGAACGAGCUGAAGGAGAUGAUGAGUGCCGGUGAGGUGGAGGAGUCGGCUAGGGCCGCGGAGAGAGAGGUGGCCGUGAAGGUGAGCUACAUGGCGGAGGAGGUGGAGAAGAGCAACAGGAAGGCGGCGAGAGUGGGGGAGCAGCUGGAGGCGGUGCAGGCAGCGAACGCGGAGAUGGAAGGCGAGCUGAGGAGGCUGAAAGUGCAGUCGGAUCAGUGGAGGAAGGCUGCCGAGGCUGCGGCUGCAAUGCUAUCGGCCGGGAACAACGGGCAGAUGAUGGAGAGGACGGGGUCGAUGGACAGCCACUACAACAGCCCGCGGACGGGGAAGAUAAGCUCGCCGUACGGGGACGAGCUCGACGAGGAGUUGAUGAAGAAGAAGAAUGCCAACAUGCUGAGGAGGUUUGGGGUGUUGUGGAAGAAGCCACAGAAAUAGCAAACACCAUUCUUUGCUUUUCUUCACUGCUACUUAUCUUUUGGUAUAUUGCUUGGAUUUAUCUUGAACCAUAUUAUGUAGUAUUCUAUGUAAACCAUGACACCAGUUUAUGUUUAUAUACUACUAUCUUUACGCAAAA